AUGCGACUUGCUGGUCGUGUAGGAAACUAUCUCGUCCGGUCUCAUGCAAAUGCAUCAGCUUAUCGUAAUGUGGACAAACUGCGACUCCAGUGCCAGCGGACACCCCAGCUUCGUCCUUGUAUGUACUCCUCACAGCCGCAAAGAUGCUUGUCCCUCUCCUCGAGCGACCCAAUCGCAAUUUCCGAUGACCGCCAAACCAUUACAUUCCGUCUGAAUAAUGGCGAGACAGUUUCGCAGAAGCUUUCGCCUACUCCGAAAGCAAACCGUGAUAAGCUUGCGGAUGCCCUUGCCUCGUUGCUUUCAACAUCGGAAACCUCUCGGCCAGAUGAUCUCCCAUUGAAGCGUUCAUCAGGGUUGUCAUUUGGCACGACCCAAUGGCAACUUGAUGCCCUCGGCGAUGCUAUACAUCGACACACGGCUCAUCCUUCUGUCCGGGAGUGCGAUGAGGCGGAACGGUUGAUUAUGGUCGAGGCUGAGAAAAUGAAUCAUCACCCACACAUUAGUCGUGGAAAUUUUGGCGGAGAAAACAGAUACAUGACCAUUACAUGUACAACCCACAGUCCUCGAGGUCUGAGCGUUCGAGACACCAGGCUUGCACACAAGAUUGACGCGAUCCUGGGUGCAUUCAGCGUCACGGAGCCUGUCAGCCCAGAUGGCGCGCAAGAUUCGGAUGAGAUUGAGAAACGGCUGGUCCAUCAUCGCGAACAAAUGAUUGCCCUCAACCGGCGGCAAAUAUCCGAAGCAUUGGAAAGUUGCUCCUGCGGUACAGCCAAAGCAAAACCUGCUGCCACCCCAGGCGAAUCUUCAUGA
Fonsecaea monophora is the source of this 810-nucleotide messenger RNA. RefSeq lists its product as hypothetical. Gene Ontology annotation, biological process: tetrahydrobiopterin biosynthetic process. The record is from RefSeq and is a predicted model, not a curated record. The transcript has a single exon. The coding region runs from base 1 to 810 and encodes 269 amino acids. NCBI's taxonomy places the organism in Eukaryota, Fungi, Ascomycota, Eurotiomycetes, Chaetothyriales, Herpotrichiellaceae. Gene Ontology annotation, molecular function: 4-alpha-hydroxytetrahydrobiopterin dehydratase activity.